Molecule: messenger RNA, 1235 nt
Organism: Phycomyces blakesleeanus NRRL 1555(-)
Lineage: Eukaryota; Fungi; Mucoromycota; Mucoromycetes; Mucorales; Phycomycetaceae
Exons: 4
Coding region: 75-1235 (386 amino acids)
Molecular function (GO): nucleic acid binding
Source: RefSeq, a predicted model, not a curated record
UUUUGACAGCACCAACCGGGACCAGAUAGAAUUAUUUCAUGCGGGCAAAAAGGUUUCUCUGAAUGGAGUAGAAGAUGGCUGGCACCCACAGCCUGGAACAGAUACUGUAUAUGAUUACGAGCCUUAGGGAGGUCAUUAUUAAUAGACAGACGGCGUUGGGCCAUCAUUUGACAUUGAUGUUCGAGUUUUUGCCUAAGACUCAUACGGAAAGCCUCUUUCUGAGCAGGGUGCGAGGACAAAGGGAACCCAAAGUAUUGGGCGGCUUCUCCCUAGUUACGAUCGUGUCUGCAACAAAUAUCGGCAGUAUCCAGGACGGAACCUCAGUCAGGCAUGCCACACUUGUUCCAGAAAUUGUCUGUUCAUCUCAUGCAAUACAGACAUCUAUUAAGAGAUCCCAAGCUCAACUGCUUGAAUUGAAACGGAAAUUCGAAGAAUGGGAAGAUAUGGCUCUCACCUACACUUCCAUUACCACAUAUUCUGCAUCGUCACCUUCUCUAUAUCAAAUGGGUUUUCCGUUUGUUUUGCAGUUCAAGGCAUUGUUCAUUAACGAGCCAACCCUAACGGUAGAAGCUGUUACAGAUCAACUUUGUGGGACUUUUAAGGACAUUCAAAUUACUUCAAGGUCAAUAGCAACUCAUAUGAAAAACAAGUUCCGUCUCACUUAUAAGCGUAUUGUGCCACAGUACUUUGCACUAGAUAGCAAAAAAUAUGUUAUCAAAAGACAUAUCGAAGUUAGCUCCUGGAUUUCCAGAAAGUUAGAUUUCUUUAAUGAUUGUGUGUUUAUUGAUGAAACCGGAUUUAACAGGAACAUGUACACCUCAUAUGGAUGGAGUGUGGUGUGGACUCCCUGUAAGAUCAAAGUUGAAACAAAGGGACCGAAUGUGAGCAUAUUAGGGGCUAUUUCUAAAGACGGAAUUAUAACUCUUUCACGAAAGAAAAUCAUCACUACAGCUGUAGCUGGAAAAAUACAGCAAUUGGGCGAUACUCGAGUUAUAAAGAAGAAGAAUAAAAAGGCACAACUGGUGGUGCAGCGAGGAUAUCUAGUCCUUUUGGCACCAUACUCUCCAUUCUUAGACCCCAUUGAGGAGUUUUGGCCCAAGUUAAAGAAUGUCGUCAACUACGAUCCAUCUUUAGUCAGACAAAACACCAAGAUCAGCGAACGUAUCUUUAACGCAUCCAUACAUGUCAGCAAAGAAGACUGUCAAAGUUGGAUAAACCAUUCUUUAUCGUUCUAG